CACAGCACCACUCGACAGCCUGGGUCUCAGGUUACGUAGUGGUUUCAACCAUGAAAGACAUAGUGAAGAAUCCUUAUUCGGUUUUUAAAAAGCUUAUCAUAGCUAUCGCUUGCUUGGUAGUUAUUUGUAUUGCUUUACUGAUAGCACUGAUUAUUGUUGUCUAUCAAUCACAUACAAAUGUAAAACAGGACGAGGUUCRGGAUUGUCCUGCCAGAAGGAUAAGAGAUGAGCCUCGUGUUCAACAUCAACUGAAGACAACUGGAGUAUUUGACGAUUUGAGUCCCGAGGAAAUCCUUGCAGUUCGUGAUUUCAUCUUGGGCCAAAAUUCCCUGAAUGUCACUCCAUUUGAGAAAGCGACACUCGCAAGUAACUAUAUUUACUUGAUUGAACUCCAGCAACCACCAAAAGAAGCAGCGCUGAAUUUCCUGGAUAAUCACGGACCCAGGCCUGAAAGACAAGCUAAAGUGAUUAUCAACAGAGGCGGUGACGUUGACCCUACAGUACAGCAAUAUAUCGUUGAGCCAGCAGGUCAACCCAACAAGUAUUCCAAACUUGGACAUCCAAUACCAUUCCACAAGAGUAUAUUUGAUGAUAUACAACUCGGUAUUGUAGAAAAGAUGUUAUUGCAGUUGACUGAGAAACUAUACACGGUGCUGCAUGAUAGCUAUGACGGUUAUACAUACCACAAUUGCACUGAUAAAUGCUUGACAUGGAGCAAUUCUCAGCCUGCUGCAUUGCAAAGUGGUCAGCAUAAAGUGUGGAUUUGGUUUGUCCGUGACAUACCUGGUAUGUAUGUUCAUCCUGUGGGACUCGAGGUGUUAUUCGACUGCUCAGGAACAGACGCAACUCUAUGGAAUGUUGAAAAGAUUUAUUACAAUAACAAGACUUUUGAAAAUGGUCAAAGUUUAAUAGAUGCGUACAAUAAAGGAUCUGUUCAGAAAGCAUUUCUGAAAGCUCCCAAUGAAGAUGAGGCAAUAUAUUCCACAUAUAAGCUAAGGGGUGACCCCCUCCCCAAGAAACCAAAGCGAGGACCUCAAUUAUACGAACCUGAUGGAAGUCGUUUUAGUGUCCAGGGGCAUCACGUACAGUACAUGGGUUGGAGCUUUGAUUUCCGAGUUCGUUCUACAACUGGCCUUCAGAUUUUUAACAUGAUUUUUGACGGAAAUCGAAUAGCUUACGAACUAAGUCUCCAAGAAGCUGGUGCGUUUUAUUCAGCACAUUCUCCCAUGCAAAUGUUUACCGACUACCUGGAUAGCGGAUGGGCAAUGGGAUCUUCAACUUUUGAACUCGUGCCUGGAGUAGACUGUCCAGAAACCGCCAAGUUUGUUGACGUCAUCCAUCACGUUAGUACCCCUCGACCAAGACGAAUGAGGAACGCGGUGUGCAUUUUUGAGUUUGACACAGGAGUWCCUCUACGUCGCCAUUUUGAAAACGACUUCAAGGGUGGAUAUAAGUUUUAUGGAGGAAUGUCAUCUUAUGCGYUKGUUGUUCGCUACGUCAGUACCCCCUACAAUUACGAUUACAUAUUUGAUUACGUAUUCUACAAUAGCGGGACGGUAGAGGUGCGGUUUUCUACCUCUGGUUAUAUACAAGCAACWCUAUGGRCGUCUCAAGAGUCUCCGUACGGGAACGAAGUCCACAAAGAUGUGGCUGGGACAGUUCAUGAUCAUUUGCUGAACUUCAAAGUUGACUUGGACGUGAUAGGAAGAAAAAACUCAUACGAGACUAUAGACAUUGAUAGAGAAACCAUAGUAAACCCUUGGUUUCCUGCAUUCAAUCGCACGCAAAAGGUCCUCCGCCGAAGUAUCAAAACUACCGAAAAAGACGCAUUAUACAACUACAACUUCGAUCAUCCCAAAUAUCUCAACUUUUAUAGUGAAUCCAACCUCACUAGGACCGGCCAGCACCGCGGAUAUCGCAUUCAGCUCCGUGACAUCAUGAAACAAAUUUACCCAGAAUCGCUUCCUUUGAUGAAAUCAUGCAAUUGGGCAUUGUACCAGAUGGCCGUCACCAAAUAUAAAGAAAGUGAAAUGUGUAGCAGUUCCAUAUUCAAUCAGAUAGAUCCAUAUGAACCUGAAGUUGAUUUCCAAACAUUUUAUGCUGAUAACGAGAAUAUUCAAAAUGAKGACCUGGUUGCCUGGGUAACAACAGGAAUGAUGCACGUACCUCACACGGAAGACAUUCCAAAUACGGCAACGGCGGGAAAUACAGCGGGCUUCUUUUUACGWCCUUUCAACUUCUUUGAUGAAGAUCCAUCUGUGCGCUCAAGGGACGCCAUUGUCAUCACACCAAAGGACAAGAAAUUUACCGACGCGAAAGUUGAAAGGUUUGGAACCCCAGAUGGUCCGAAGUGCAUUCCCGAAAAAAAGCCUUUCAAAUUUACUGGUUCGUAUGGAUAUGCUUAAAAGCUAGACGGCUUUGUUGUUAAUAAGUUCUAGACUGAUUCCUCAGAUGUCACCGUAGUCUCUACAAAAGUUUAUUGAUCGCAAUAAUGACUAAUUAAUGAACUAAUUAAUACCAUUGCAUAGUUACUGCAUGUAUACUUUUUCAUACACGAUGUUUUUAUAUAGUUUAAUUUGUAAAUUUACAGGCCUUUUUUACAUUAAAUACCUUUUCUUGCU
Molecule: messenger RNA, 2621 nt
Organism: Exaiptasia diaphana
Lineage: Eukaryota; Metazoa; Cnidaria; Anthozoa; Actiniaria; Aiptasiidae
Product: amiloride-sensitive amine oxidase [copper-containing]
Exons: 2
Coding region: 51-2405 (784 amino acids)
Biological process (GO): amine metabolic process
Cellular component (GO): plasma membrane
Molecular function (GO): quinone binding; primary methylamine oxidase activity; copper ion binding
Source: RefSeq, a predicted model, not a curated record